UACGAUAUGAAGUCUCAGUAUCCAACAAAUCUCGGGCGAAUCUACGCCUUAUCUAUCAUUUUCCUUCUUGUUUGUUGCACUUUUCUUGCUUCCCUCGCUUCCGCUGAACUUCACGUCCGUGAAUUCGUGAUCGAGGCAAAACCAGUGAAGAGGCUGUGCAGAACUCACCAGACCAUCACCGUGAACGGUCAGUUCCCCGGUCCAACACUCGAGGUGAGAAAUGGUGAUUCGCUAGCCAUCACGGUCAUCAACAAGGCUCGCUACAACAUCAGUCUCCACUGGCAUGGACUACGACAGCUGCGGAACCCGUGGGCUGAUGGACCAGAGUACAUAACUCAAUGUCCGAUCCAGCCGGGACAAAGCUACACAUACAGAAUCAAGAUCGAAGACCAAGAAGGUACACUUUGGUGGCACGCUCAUAGCCAUUGGCUUCGAGCCACAGUCUACGGAGCUCUCAUCAUUUACCCUCGUCUCGGUUCUCCUUACCCUUUCUCUAUGCCUAAACGUGAUAUCCCUAUUAUUCUCGGGGAAUGGUGGGAUAGAAACCCUAUGGAUGUUCUGAGGUUAGCCCAAUUCACAGGAGCAGCACCAAACGUCUCAGACGCUUACACCAUCAAUGGCCAACCCGGUGAUCUCUACCGCUGCUCUAAGCCAGAGACCCUCAGGUUUCCUAUUGUCCCUGGCGAGACGGUUCAGCUUCGUCUCAUCAACGCUGCCCUGAACCAAGAACUCUUCUUCACAGUUGCCAACCACCCGCUCACCGUGGUCGAGGUAGAUUCUGCUUACACAAAGCCUUUCACCACAAACGUUGUCAUGCUCGGUCCAGGUCAGACCACAAACGUCCUUAUAACCGCUAAUCAACGCCCUGGCCGCUAUUACAUCGCUGCACGGGCCUACAAUAGCGCAAACGCUGCUUUUGACAACACCACCACAACUGCUAUCAUAGAAUACGUUAACGCACCUAGUGGACAAGGCCAGAUCACACCCGUUUUCCCGGUUUUGCCAGGGUUCAAUGACACCGCCACUGCAACCGCUUUUGUCAACCGUUUGCGGUACUGGACGAGAGCUCCAGUGCCACUCGAGAUCGACGAAAAUCUAUUUUUCGCAGUUGGGUUAGGACUAAUAAACUGCGCCAACCCGAACAGUCCUCGGUGCCAGGGACCAAACGGAACGCGGUUUGCUGCAAGCAUGAACAACGUCUCAUUCGUCCUUCCUCGGACUAACUCUGUGAUGCAAGCCUAUUACCAAGGAAUCCCCGGGAUUAUAACAUCAGAUUUCCCGCCGGUUCCUCCUGUUCAAUUUGAUUACACAGGAAACGUAAGUCGUGGACUUUGGCAACCCGUAAAGGCCACAAAGGCCUACAAGCUUAAGUACAAGGCCAAUGUGCAGAUUGUGCUGCAGGACACAAGCAUUGUCACCCCUGAGAACCAUCCUAUGCAUCUACACGGGUACCAAUUCUAUGUUGUAGGGUCAGGUUUUGGGAAUUUUGACCCGAAGAGAGAUCCGGCUAGCUUCAAUCUGUUUGACCCACCGGAGAGGAAUACCAUCGGAACCCCUCCAGGUGGAUGGGUGGCCAUCCGAUUCGUUGCUGAUAAUCCAGGAGCAUGGUUUAUGCAUUGUCACAUUGACUCACAUCUAGGAUGGGGGCUGGCGAUGGUUUUCCUAGUUGAGAAUGGAAUAGGUCAGCUCCAGUCGGUGCAGCCUCCGCCAUUGGAUCUCCCAAGAUGCUAAAUAUGGUCGUUGGAUUUCUCAUUUGAUCAAACGUAUCUCAUGUUUGUCUCGUUUUUAGGUUAUGUGGGGUUUUCGUAACCACAAAGCUUCUUUCUGCGUGUGUAUAUACUGAGAGGAGUCAUAUGUUAAUAUCAUUUGGAACUAAAAUGUAUUUGCGUCCUCUCCUAAUGAACGUA
This is a messenger RNA of Capsella rubella, 1907 nucleotides long. Its product is annotated as laccase-3. NCBI's taxonomy places the organism in Eukaryota, Viridiplantae, Streptophyta, Magnoliopsida, Brassicales, Brassicaceae. Gene Ontology annotation, cellular component: apoplast. Gene Ontology annotation, molecular function: copper ion binding; hydroquinone:oxygen oxidoreductase activity. The transcript is spliced from 5 exons. The coding region runs from base 7 to 1731 and encodes 574 amino acids. The record is from RefSeq and is a predicted model, not a curated record. Gene Ontology annotation, biological process: lignin catabolic process.